AUGUCACUCAGAUUGCCCUCAAUUGCCGACAGCAACCUAGAUUCCCUUUAUGCACCUGAUGAGAAACCCGAGGUGUUUCGAAACUCCAAUGACUUGCCGCUUGAAACUUUGGUAAACCAUAUUUUACCUAUUCCGCAAGAUAUUGGUGGAAGAGCAGUCAAGAUUCCAGGCACAUCAAAACCAGGGUUUUCGGAAAUUUACAGAAACGGGGCUUUUCCGAACGGAGUGAAACUGUAUUUAUUACCAGAGUUGAACACCUAUCAUGCAGUAUUUGAAGCAACAGUAAAGAGACACCCCGAUAGACCAUGUUUGGCCCAUCAUGAAUAUGAUUAUGAAAAUGAAGAGCAUAAAGAAAAGUAUGUUUCCCUGACGUACCGAGAGGUAAAUGACCGUAAAAACAACUUUGCGGCUGGGAUAUUGUUUUUGCUUGAGAGCAAUCCUUACAAGAAUCUUAAUUUGGAAGCUCAUCAGAAAAUCAUCAAUCACGCUAGAGACUAUAAACUGUACGAUGAAAAUGACUUUUCCUUUGUUGUGACAUUCUACUCAGGAAACAGACCCGAGUGGAUUAUAGCAGAUUUAGCAUGCUCAUCAAAUUCUAUUACAUCGACUGCAUUAUAUGAUACUUUGGGACCAGCAUCAUCCAAGUUCAUAUUGCAAACUACAGAAUCACCAGUAGUUGUUUGUUCCAAAAAUAAGCUUGAAACUUUGAUAAAAAUGAAAUCAUCAAAUCCUAAGGAGCUCGAGCCUUUGGUUGCCCUCGUUUCGAUGGAUCCUUUAAAUGCAAAAGAAAAGAAAUCAGAUGCAGCAUUGGUUCAACUUGCAGAUGAAAACAAUAUUAAAUUGUAUGAUUUCAAUCAGGUGGUCAAAACUGGAGAAAUAUUCCCACGAAAUGAAACUAUUCCUACACCUAAAACUACUUUUACCCUCACUUUUACUUCGGGUACAACUGGUGCCAACCCCAAGGGUGUAGUGUUGCUGCAAAAAGCAGUAGCUAGUGCAAUUCAAGGAUACUCGAUUUUGUUACCACAUCAUAAGGACACCAAGGAAUUUGCCUUCUUGCCAUUAGCACAUAUAUUUGAAAGGCACAUGUCCGCGUCAAUGUUUUUAUGUGGAGGUACAGUUGGUUUCCCCAGGUUGGGUGGAACUCCACAAACAUUGUUUGAGGACUUGAAGCUUUUUAAGCCCACAUUCUUUGCCUGUGUUCCUCGUAUAUUCUCCAAAAUGGAAACGAUCAUUAAAGCUUCAACAAUUGAUUCAUCAUCAAGAAUCAAUAGAGCUUUGUAUUCUCAGGCUAUCGAAGCAAAGCGUUCCAAGCAAGCAAAGAGUGGGAAGGGAGAGCAUUUCAUUUAUGAUCAAACAUUAAUCAGAAAUUUGCGCUCUAGAUUUGGGUUUGACAAUAUGGAGACAUGUUAUACUGGUGGCGCUCCUAGUGCUCCUGAAAGUAUUGAGUUUUUAAAGGCCAGUUUGGGUAUAGGUAUCAGCCAAGGAUACGGUUUGAGUGAAUCGUUUGCUGGUAUCAUUAUGGCAUUGCCCUUCCAUACCCCUAGUAUGGGAACGUGUGGUUCAAUCAGUCCAAUGGUCGAAGCCAGGUUGAGGGAAUUGCCUGAAAUGGGCUAUCGUUUGAGUGAUAAAGGUGGACCAAGAGGCGAGUUACAAUUGCGUGGAGCACAAAUGUUUAGUCACUAUUAUAAGAACCCCGAGGAAACUAAGAAAAGUAUUGAUGAGGAUGGAUGGUUCUCAACUGGAGAUGUGGCACGUAUCACAAAUGAAGGAUGGUUUAUCAUAAUCGAUAGGGUCAAGAACUUUUUCAAAUUAGCACAAGGAGAGUAUGUAACCCCAGAAAAGGUUGAAAACUUGUACCUCACUUGUAAUUCCAUUUUGACACAAGUUUUUGCACAUGGAGAUUUUACUCAAUCCUACUUAGUUGGGAUUAUCGGUGUCGAUCCUGUGGAUAUUGUCAAUUUCUUAAUGGAAAAAUGUAACAUCCCGGCAAGUGAAUUGGAUACAGAGGGGAAGAUCCUUAAGGUAUGCAAUACACGUAAAAUUCGAACUCAAAUCUUGUUGCAAUUGAACACAAACAUUGGAUCUAUUCUCAAUGGGUUUGAAAAGUUUGCCAAUAUAUAUAUUGAGUUUGAACCUUUGAGAUUAGAAAGAGAGGUGGUAACACCAACAUCUAAGUUGAGAAGACCAAUUGCAUCCAAAUUCUUCAAGCCACAAAUUGAUGCCAUGUAUAAUGAAGGUUCCAUUUUGAAGGAUUUGAAAUUGUGA
Molecule: messenger RNA, 2268 nt
Organism: Lodderomyces orthopsilosis Co 90-125
Lineage: Eukaryota; Fungi; Ascomycota; Pichiomycetes; Serinales; Debaryomycetaceae
Product: Faa2-3 predicted acyl CoA synthetase
Exons: 1
Coding region: 1-2268 (755 amino acids)
Biological process (GO): long-chain fatty acid metabolic process
Cellular component (GO): membrane; endoplasmic reticulum
Molecular function (GO): long-chain fatty acid-CoA ligase activity
Source: RefSeq, a predicted model, not a curated record